CGUCUUCCGUCCAAAUCUCUUGAACAAACCCACCACUAACUGAUCCAAAUCGCUUUUAUCAGUAGACUCAGUUUACUAUUGAACAUUCUGGGUUUAUUUAUUAGCUUUAUUGUUUUCUUUAUUGAUUGAUGGUAGACAAAAUCGAUUGUCACACAUCAAUAUAACAAUUAACGACGACCGCCUUAGGAAGCCAUUAAUCGAUCAGCUAAUUAAACCCAACUAAAUCCGGUAUAAUCGAUCAGAUAUGGAGCCAAAAUGAACGUUACCAGUUUUGUUGCAAACUCACUCAUUUGGCCCAAAAAUUUCGCCUAAAAGGUCGCAAAAUGUUGAAACUAGUUUUCUGGUUGGGGCUGGUCGCUGGAUCGCUAUGUCUGACUGUGGCCGCUGAUGAAAUUUUCGAACCAAAACCGCUGGUUCCUUUGCUUGAUGGCCGCAUUGUGGGCGGCUGGCCGGUGGAAAUUGCCAGCCAUCCGCAUCAGGUGUCUUUCCAAAAUUGGCAUCGGCACAGCUGUGGAGGAUCGCUGAUUUCCCCUGAGUGGAUCCUAACGGCUGCCCAUUGCAUUUCCGCUGGCACGCACCGGUACCAAUUCCGAUUGGGAAGCGAGCUGUGGGCUCAAGGAGGAGUCCUGGUUUCAUCCUCUGUGGCCAUUCGCCACCCAUUGUACAAUAGUUCCACCCUGGACUACGAUAUUGGGUUAAUGAAGCUCGCCCAGCUUCAGAGCGAAGUUGCUGAUGCCAUCGGCUACGCCCAGCUGCCUCCAGAAGGAUGGGCGCCACUGCCAGGCGCCACUGCCAGUGUUACUGGUUGGGGCACCCCGUUUUCCGGAGGCUCUCUAAUGGACGAGUUACAAGAGGUCUUUGUUCCCAUUGUCAGCAACGACUCCUGUGAGGAGUAUUACCGCGAAUGGUUAGCUACACGAUCGUACCAAAUAACCGAAAGGAUGCUGUGUGCUGGAUUUGUGGAUGGAGGAAAAGACGCAUGUCAAGGCGACUCAGGAGGUCCUCUUAUAGUGGACGGGUACUUGACUGGCGUGGUUUCUUGGGGAAAUGGAUGCGCCUUUGCCGGAUAUCCAGGUCUAUAUGCGAGCGUACCCAAUUUACGCGCCUGGAUUAGAGAGGAAACUGGGCUAUAAAGAUAUCGCUUUUGUGGAUUAGUUUUAAGACGAAUUGAACCGUGUGAUGAUGAUGAUGAAUUGAUUAAUCGAUCAAUUUGUAAAGAAAGAAUAAAUGUUUGCUGUACAAUUGUUACAGUUGCAUUUUAUAAAUAAACUAGCUGACCCGGCAAACAUUGUAUUGCCCAAUAAAUUA
Dendroctonus ponderosae (mountain pine beetle) is the source of this 1308-nucleotide messenger RNA. RefSeq names its product trypsin-2-like. Gene Ontology annotation, molecular function: serine-type endopeptidase activity. Gene Ontology annotation, biological process: proteolysis. The record is from RefSeq and is a predicted model, not a curated record. NCBI's taxonomy places the organism in Eukaryota, Metazoa, Arthropoda, Insecta, Coleoptera, Curculionidae.